AUGGCCAACUCAAAAUCAAUGAACACUGACCCUGCGGAUGCUCUCCAGGGGCUUAUCAACGAUGCGCUCAUUCAAACUGGAAAGGCUUUGAAAUCAUGGAGUAAAGACGGCCGACACCAAGUUCAGGCGCAGAUUUCCAUGCAAACCAAGAUGCCUGAAAUCAUCGAGAGCUUCCACUGGAAACUGGACGAUCUGGAGAGCGAGAUCAUCAGAGCAAAGGCAGUUCUGCAAAGAGACCUGGAUAGAAUCCAAGAACAGAGGCGACCAGCGCAGCAACCGGCCCCAGUGGAAGCGCAGACCAAAUCACCAAUGGCGAUCGAUCUCGACUCCUCUCGUGAACCCUCUCCAGACCGUAAGCCACAGAUCACGGAGGCUUCCGGGCCGCACAGGGUCCCCGCAGAGCCGAGCGCAGCUCCAUCGAUGGCCCCCUUUCCCGACAUGGGCGUCAGCUUUCAGCCGCCGGUGGAAUCUAUCCAUGCAAUCAAACAGGAGCCUGCACCAGCACCGGCACCGGCACCGCCAGCGAUGAUGGCGCCUAUGGAUAUCAAGUCCGAAGCGAAGCAGGACUCAGCUACCGCGCAGCCCCAACAGUCCGGGGCGCCUGAAGCCCCGAUGGAUGACCUCUUCGGUCUUGGUGGCGACGCGGACGGCGGCCCGGAGACCAACAACUCGGAAUUCCACUUCACCGACAUGACAUUCAGCCUGGCUCCGCCAAAUAACGACUCUCAGGGUCAGCCCCAAUCUCAAGACGCGAACAUGGAUAUGUCAUUCAGUUCCGGUGACAUCGGCGGCGACCUCUUGUCUCUCGACAGCUUGCUUCCGCCUGACAAUACCAGCAGUAAUGUGAAAUCGGAACCAGCAAUACCCGCAGCACCGGGUGGAAAUGCGCCAGCGCCAGCGAACAACCAAGACAAGCCUGUCGAGGCCAAGAUGGAGAAGCAGGAUUCUAACUUGGACGACCUGUUCAAUCUGGAUAGCAACACGAACCUCGAGGGGAUGGACCUCGACAUGUAUUUCGACGAUACGGAGACUGGCAAUUUCGACGAUGCCUUCUUUGACAUGUAG
Molecule: messenger RNA, 1065 nt
Organism: Colletotrichum karsti
Lineage: Eukaryota; Fungi; Ascomycota; Sordariomycetes; Glomerellales; Glomerellaceae
Exons: 3
Coding region: 1-1065 (354 amino acids)
Source: RefSeq, a predicted model, not a curated record